CACUUCCGGGGCAUAGUACAGACUGACAAUAACAUGGUUCCUGUAGCGUAGAUUGGGGAAGCUGACCGUAAAUACACAUCGCGGGUCAGAGAGCCUUAGUGCAUAGUCAUAGAUGGUAGUGAAGGGAGGCUGAGUGCUGGAAGCUGUACAAUGGCGCCCCCUACAGCAUGAGAGUGACGGACACAUCAUUAUGUGUGUGCUCGGUGGUAUGGAUUGUGCGGGGAGCUUGCACAUUUCUUGGCAGUGUGACGUGUCUGUAGACUGACCCGCCUGUAUACCGGUAGGGUACAGUAUAGUUUCUAUAGGCAGAUCCGCCAUAGCUCAGGUGAUUAGGGAUGGUCCAGGUGCUGUCUAUGGUGUGGAGGAAGAUCCUGCGCAAGAGAUGGGUGCUGGGCAUAGUAUUUGGCCUCUCUCUGAUCUAUUUUCUCACCAGCACCUUCAAGCAGGAAGAGAAGACCAUCAGAGACAGAACUCUUCUUCAGACCAGAGAUCAAGGGCAAAACGUUCAGUGGAAAAUUCAGUUUAACCUUGGGAACAGCAGCCGGCUCAGUAACCAGUGCCGCAACUCUGUGCAGGGCAAACUCCUCAUUACAGAUGAUCUAGGUUAUGUAUGUGAACGUAAAGAACUGCUUGCAAAUGGAUGCUGCAAUAUCAAUGUGGCCAGUACCAGACAAUAUAACUGUGAGAGCUGUCUACCUAAUGGAUGCUGCAGUGUCUACGAGUACUGCGUGUCUUGCUGCUUACAGCCCAACAAGCAACAUAUAUUGGAACGUUUUUUAAAAAGAGCUGCGAUGGGGUUUCAGAAUUUAUUCAUGGCAGUAGAAGACCACUUCGAGCUGUGCUUGGCCAAGUGUCGGACAUCUUCACAGAGUGUACAGCAUGAAAACACCUACCGGAAUCCAGUGGCCAAGUUCUGCUAUGGAGAAAACCCUCCAGAACUUCUACCCAUGUGAACCAGUCUGUGAUCACUACCUGGGGGACAAAUAUAUCAUAUGACCAUGCAAUACCAUGGGUCUGGUGUUCUGGACCUUUACUGAAGACUUACGGGUACCACAUGUAGUAUCUACAGUGACGUCAGUUGUAAUUUAAGAACUAAAUCUUGAAAUAAUAUUUUCACGUUCUAGUUGGUGUGCAUGGAGUGCAGCAUUGGGUCAGCAGAAAACCUCUAGUAGGGAGACUAUCGGGCACUUUUAUACAAAUGGUGACAACAUAGUGCUCAAUGCGCUCAGUGGUUUGGGAAUUUGAGACCAGUACCGUGUCAGAAUUUAGGGGAUCAUUUAAAACUUAAUAAAGCCCCUGCACUGGUGGUGGAUCGAUGAAGUUAGGCCUCUAGAUGACUUCGGUUCCUCCAGUGCCAGUUCUAAAUGUAAGGCCGCUUCUGAACCGUCUUACAUCGAUACCAUUUUCUACGCUUAAUACCGUUUUUUUGCAGAUGGCACACUGACUCGUUUAUUUCUGCGGGGCCAUACACACAGACCUGUUUUUCUGUUCUGCAAAUUAUAGAACAUGUCCUAUGCUGAUCUGUUUUUGCAGACAAGCACAGCCCUUUCUAUUGAUAGGAGUGAGAAAAAAGACACGCAAGGUAUCCAUAUUUUGUGCAUGCGUUGUUUGCAGGCCGGAAUACCGGCACGGUCGUGUGCAUGAGACCUCAUAAUGGACAAUGUUGGUUUUUUGAGUGGAAAUUAGCACUUCAGAAUGAAAACUUGUGAGCCUUGAUGAAAAUAUGCAAUGAUCUAAAUUGUACCUUCGGAGUUACUUUUGGCCACAUCUCCCAUCCAAUCUUACUGCAGGAGAGACAGCUGGCAGAGCGGGCAAACAACUGUAUAACGCCAAAAGGCUCUCCGUCAAAGCCGAAACGCAGAAGAGGGGACGCAGCAGGGAGGAACUUGCGUGUGUGUGCACCAUUUGUAAAACUGUCCCCCAUUGUCCCUCCUGCUAGGCCAUCCUUCCUUUUGUGUUGGGGAAAAAAAAGAAGUCAUACAGCCAUACAGUGAUGAUGCCCAGCACAAUGCAAGGGUGGCACGUUUUACCCUUAAACUCGAUACCUAAUGACACGAUCAAAUCCCCAUGCACUCCUGCAACGCCCCCUUUAAAAACAAAUUACUUAAGGGUAUAUUCACACGCAGCAGAUUUAGUUGCAGAAGUUUCUGUGGUUGCUAAUCACUUCCAUACAUGUGAAUGGGAUUGUUUCUGCUGCAAGCGCAAAUCUGCCACAUGUGAAUUCAUCCUUUAAAAAAAAAAAAAAGUACUAAAUAUAUAAGCUUCCCAGCCUCUGGGACACCGUGAUCAUUCUGCCUCAACAUGUCCCAAUAUUAUUUUCUUAGGACAUAUUUUUAUCUCUUUUUUUUAUUCCGUUAAUGGCGUAACUGAAUUUCUGUGUAUUUAAUAUUUGUAGAAUUGAUUCAUGUAAAUAUUUCAUUGUGCUAUAUUAUUAAUAAAAGUAAGUGAAACUAG
Bufo gargarizans (Asiatic toad) is the source of this 2454-nucleotide messenger RNA. RefSeq names its product SREBF pathway regulator in golgi 1 (gene SPRING1). The transcript has 5 exons. The coding region runs from base 336 to 953 and encodes 205 amino acids. The record is from RefSeq and is a predicted model, not a curated record. Gene Ontology annotation, biological process: positive regulation of SREBP signaling pathway. Lineage: Eukaryota; Metazoa; Chordata; Amphibia; Anura; Bufonidae.